This is a messenger RNA of Callorhinus ursinus (northern fur seal), 3260 nucleotides long. NCBI's taxonomy places the organism in Eukaryota, Metazoa, Chordata, Mammalia, Carnivora, Otariidae. The record is from RefSeq and is a predicted model, not a curated record.
UUGGGCCAGGUCCACAGACCGCGACCCCAAAAUGGCGAGUCGGGGUACGGUCUCGGGGAGCUAGAGGGAUCAGGUGGGGGACCGGUCCUCCAAGCCUCCCCCCUCCCCACCCCGCGCUCCCGAGCUCGGAGCUGCCCUCGCCAGGCCCGCAGAGGCGCGGGAACCGGGCGCUUGCUCCUCAGGGCGGCGGGGAGGCGUGGCGACAUUGCUGCCGAGUCGAGGAAGAGGGAAGUGGCGCCCGCGGAAGCCGGGGCUGGGCGGAGUGCCCUUGGGGAGAAGAUCCACUCAUUGGUUUUAUACCAAACCUGACAAGGCCUCAGUUGUCAAAGGUGGCACCAGGAGGAUGUCACACAUAGGAGUAAAACUGUUCCUAGAGCAAAUGAUGAUGAGACAUCUGGAGGUGAAUGCAUGCUUGUACCCACACAUGGAGGCUUUGUGGGGGACUGAGGGGUCUCUGAAAGAGAGCUCCAGUGAGAGUAAGAAAUCCAGCCCACAAACGGACAGUCUUGGUCCUGAGAGCGCUCGCCAGCACUUUCGGAGCUUCUAUUAUCAUGAAGCACCUGGACCACUUGAGGCUGUCAGCCAACUUCAGGAAUUAUGCCACCAGUGGCUGAGGCCAGAAAUCCACUCGAAAGAGCAGAUCUUGGAACUGCUGGUGCUAGAGCAGUUCCUGACUAUUCUACCCAGGGAGACCCAGAACUGGGUGCAGAAGUAUCGUCCACAGAGCAUCAGAGAGGCUGUGGCCCUGGUAGAGCGCUUUCAGAGAGAACCUGAUGGAAUAAGUGAUGAGGUCACAGCCCAUGAGCUGGGAAAGGAGGCAGUGCCCUUGGGAGGAACAGCAGUGGCCCCAGGCUUUAAGUGGAAGCCAGCAGAGCCCCAACCAAUGGGUAUGUUCCAGAAAGAAUGUUGGAAUACAUACCGGGUACUACAGGAACAGCUGGGCUGGAAUACUCACAAAGAAACCCAGCCUGUAUAUGAAAGAGCUGUGCCUGCUCAACAGAUUCUAGCCUUUUCUGAGCAGAAAAGCCCCCCAAACUGGAAGAUGGCAUCUGAGCUCAUCUUGCCUGAGUUCCAGAGCCUGUUGACAUUUGAAGAUGUGGCAGUGUCCUUUUCUGAGGAAGAAUGGAAGUUACUGGACCCUACUCAGAAGAUCCUUUACAAUGAUGUAAUGCAGGAGAACUAUGAGACUGUCAUCUCUCUAGCUUGGGAGGAUUCUAGUUCAUCUCCUCCGGACUCAGUGGGGUCCCGUGACAGUGCUGGUGAGGAAGGGACAGAGACCGCCAUCACCCAGUCACGGCUACAGAUGGACUUGGGCAAAGCAACACGGAGAUCGAUAGGCAGGAAAUGCUGUUGGAGGAGCUGGUACCAGUGGGCCCGGCACACGUACCACCAAACAUCCACCUGGAGUCGCCCCCACUGCAAGUGAUGGGACCCGCCCCAGAGGCCCCCGUGGCAGAGGCCUGGAUGCCCCAGGCGGGGCUGCCGGAGCUGGGCUACGGUGCUGCCGAGGAUUGCCGGCCCUUCCUGGACCCUGGAGAGCCAAGACCAAAGCCUGACCCGGGGUGCCCAGUGGAGCACAGAGAAGAGCCGAAGUGCCAGGAACUGCAGGAUUCCAAGAAAGUGAAAGAACAGUUCCAAGACCCCAGGAUAGAUGGAAAUGUGCUUCUUGGUCCCAAUGUGCCCAAAUUCUCCGAACGGGUAACGAAUCCAUUGGGAAACCCAGCAGAACAGCUACCCAGAGAUUGCACAAUACCUGUCCGCCUUCAGAACCUCUCUCUUCGAGAGACAGCCGAGAGCUCCAAGCGGGAAAGACCUCUCAGCCCCCACAGCCCAGGAGCAAAACAGUCCCAGAGGGAAGGCACCCCAGCGUAUGCAGUGUGGGAAAUGUGUUGCUAAAAAGAAGCUACUCAAUAAGCACCUGCAAAUUCCCUGGGGAGAGCUCCCUCGCAAGUGCCUGGAAUGUGGGGAAAGAGUCCGUAAAGCAGACCUCUUUAGGCACCGUCAAGUUCACACAGGGGAGACACCCUAUGAAUGCUCUCUAUGUAACAAGCCAGCCACUCAGGGGUCCCACCUCAUAGCACACCAGAGAGCCUAUCCCCCGCGAGAAACGAACCAGCGCUUUGACUAUAAGAAAAGGUUUUGUGAUAGAUCAAGUUUUAUGAGACAUCAGAAGAUCCACGCAGGAGGAAAGCCCCAUAAAUAGCCCAGUUGUGGGGAAAGUUUCAGCCGGCAGAGGGGUCUUCACUUGGCACCAGAAAACGCACAUUGAAGAGAGACCAUUUAUCUGCGAGUAUUGUGGGGAAAGCUACAGACAGAGAUCAAGCCUUGUUAAUCAUUUAAAAAACACAGAAGGGAGAGUCCCUGCAAGUGUAGUCAUUGUUCUACAAGCUCGUAAAGCAAGCAGGUCUUACGAUGCACCAAGCUGCUCACUUGAGAGAAGAAUCCUCCGACAAAAGGUUGAGGGAAACAGCUCCUACACCCCAUCAAUCAACGCUCAUUCAUAAAUCCUUCACCUGCACGAGGCGAUCUCGGAAGAACAGUUUUGCCAGACCUUAUUCCUAAGGACAGCUUUGUGUUUUACUCCGUUUCAAACCCAUCUUCCAAGGCAUGCAAAUUCUAGAGUAUUCACGGACUCUUACCACUGUCCUAGAUCUGUUUAAUUGUUAUGAUGAAAAUGUCUUUGUCCAACGCCAACCACGACAUAGGUGUAAGUGAGAAGCAGUCCUUCCAGAUUUAGGGCCAGCUUCUCAGUAAACAGGGAUGCGCCCCAUUGACCUCUAUCUAUGCGAUAUUUAAGUCACGUGGAAACAUACGCUCUUCCUGUUUUGUUCCCACUAACUGGGUGUUGGAGCAACACGCAGAUGCCUCCCUAACAGUGGCAAAGAGCACUUCCCUUGGCUCCCAGCCAUCUGGAGCAUCAGCGAAUCAUGGAGAAAGGACGCUCUGAAGUCCAUCCCAGCAUACCCAUCCCCAGCAUCAAGAGGAAGGCAGAUGAAUACUUAAAACCCACCCUGGCCUGGAAAACGUGCUGAGCUUUUUACUUGGUAGGCAACUAGGAAGCCACAGAAAUGAUCUGGAUCUGUCAAACUGGCUGUGGAUGCUGACACGAGCCACACCAGGGUGGAGAUGGCCCUUGCCAAAAAGUCACAUAACGUACCUGCUUAGGCCUGUGCGCAGUUUUGGAAAGUGCAAACAAACAGGUUUAGAAUAACAAUAGCCUUGCGUCCACUGUUAAAAUAAAAGCUGCAUUUUCACUCCUA